UUUAAUUGACACCAACCUCCGACCACUGUCGACCUUCUGCACUCCUUAACUUCCACCGUCGAGUGGAGGCAUUCUCUGCCUGCACCUGCAUGCGUAUCUCUCUUCCAUCCUUAAUUCUUCUUCGAUGCUACUUGGGAGUUUUACCUCUUUUGCAGCCGAAUCCAAUCCUUUCUCUGCGAGUGAUGGCCUUGCUCCCGUCCGUGUGAAACAAAUUACCGGACUCCGGUCCACAACGUGUGUCAAAUCUCCAUAGUUUCUUCUCUAUGUUGUUUCUCAUAUAUGAUUAAGGUUCUACACAUGAGGAGGAUGAGCUCUUCCUGGGCUUUCUUGCUGCUAGCGAUUCCAUUUCUCCUCGUCUCUCAUGGAUUCUCAGAGCCAGAGAGUUCCGCCGAUAUUAUUGCUCCGAUGGCGAAGGAAGAGCAGGAAGCACUCUACUCGGUGCUCCGAGACUUGGUUGGCGAAUGGUGGAACGGCCCUGAGCUUUAUCCAGACCCCUGCGGCUGGACUCAAAUACAGGGAGUUUCCUGUGAUCUCUUUGAUGGAUUGUGGUAUGUGACCUCCCUGAAAAUUGGUCCUGUUCUCGACAACUCCCUCGAGUGCUCGGAGCAAGCACAGUUCAGUCCCUUGCUGUUCCAGCUCGACCACCUCAGAAGCCUCUCCUUCUUCAAUUGCUUCUCUUCUCGUCAGCGAAUGAGCAUUCCACAGAGCAGCUGGGAGAAGCUGUCUGGAAGCUUAGAGAUCCUCGAAUUCCGGUCGAACCGCGGCCUCGUAGGGAGAAUCCCCGGUGCCAUUGCUCGACUCAGUAAACUGGAGUCCCUAGUCAUAGUGGAGAACGCCGUGGACGGAGAGUUGCCGGUGGAGCUGGGCAAGUUGGAGCACCUGAAGAGGCUGAUGCUAUCUGGCAAUCACUUUGCGGGUCGAAUUCCCGAUUCGAUUUGUGGCAGCUGGUCCGAGCUCCUCAUCAUGGACCUGAGCAGGAACUCUCUCACAGGGCCACUGCCUUCCUCUCUGAGCAAUCUCACUUCACUCCUGAAGCUUGAUCUAAGCGACAAUCACUUCAAUGGAAGCCUUCCGCCAGAGCUUGGCCAGCUCAAGAAUCUAACUCUGCUCGAUCUCAGGAACAACGACUUCGUAGGUGGCUUGGCACAGUGGCUUAACGGCCUGACCUCCAUUGAGAACUUGCUUCUGGCUCACAAUCCUGAAUUGGGAGGGAGACUCGAGGAAAUUGAGUGGGGGAAAUUGAGGGAGCUCACUGCUCUGGACUUGUCUCACACAAGCUUAACAGGUGAAAUUCCUGCAGCCAUGGCAGGACUGAAGGGAUUAAGAUACAUUGCAUUGGAUGGCAACAGCCUCACUGGGGGUGUCUCACCAGAGCUUGCAGCACUGCCUUGUCUAGGUGCUCUCUACCUCAAUGGCAAUAAUUUAACAGGGAGGCUGGAGUUCCCUCAGGAGUUCUAUCGGAGGUUGGGGAAGCGAUUCGUCUCGUGGGGCAACCUGAACCUGUGCUACGAUGCCGCCGCGAAGAAUGCAAGGGCAGUGCCUUACGGCGUGGCACGGUGCGAGCAAGAUAGCCGAGAGAAUGUCAGCUAUGAGUCUGUUUUGAAUGCUGCAAGGGCGGGAAGUGGAGAUUUGAAUGGCAAUUGUGGUUCCUUGGGUUCCUUUGUGGUUCAUGGGGGUGUCAUUUGGGGGGUUUGGGUCAUGCUACUUGUGGUUGUGUUCUUGUAGUGUUUGCAAACAUGUUUUUUGUUUUUC
Molecule: messenger RNA, 1752 nt
Organism: Zingiber officinale
Lineage: Eukaryota; Viridiplantae; Streptophyta; Magnoliopsida; Zingiberales; Zingiberaceae
Product: piriformospora indica-insensitive protein 2-like
Exons: 2
Coding region: 280-1725 (481 amino acids)
Molecular function (GO): protein binding
Source: RefSeq, a predicted model, not a curated record